CGUGCACCGCUCUAAAUAUUGCGCACCCACGGUGUACAUGGGCGGGGCUCGUAGGGGUUAUCGUCAUAGCAACGUUGCCUGAUGCUGGCCGGGGAGAUGGGUGCUGCAGGCAGCGUGCGGAGAGCGGCUAAAGAAGAAAUGAAUCAACUGCACGAAAAGACACUAAACAGAGAGGAGGAGAUAGAGAGAGAGGAGGGAGAGCAGUGGGCCAGAUCAGAGGCCAGGCUGCACCGCCUCCUCUCAGAGAAACACCAGCUGGCUGAGGAGCUGCGACAGACCAGGGAGUCCCUCCAGGUCCAGUCAGAUGGCUGGAGACGAGAGAGGAGCAAAGCCACAGCUCUCAUGUUCAGUGAACUACCGCUGAAUAUGAUUCAGACUCAGUCUACUGAGUCCACUAACGGCCCUGGUGGUGGUGAUACACCUCUGACAAAGACAUUUCCCAUGGUCACACUGGCCCAGUGGUAAGAUACAUACAUGCACCAUGAGUAGAGCUAUUCUGAACUAAGAGUCCUAGCUUACGUAACUAGCUAUAUAUAAUCUUGGGAAUUCAGUGUAGACAUUUUAGCUUCGAAUGUCCCUUGCAGUGACAUAGCUGGAUUCUCGUCCCUGGCCUCUCGACUCCAGCCCCACGAGGUGGUGAGAAUCAUCGACCACUUCCACACCCUCGUCGACCAAGCCUUCUCUCACCCCGGACAUAUUCCUCAUGGAACGCACGUCCAGUGGAUGUGUGGCAGCCUGCGGUCUAGUGGAGACUGGCCCAGAGCGACCUCGCAGUGGAGCAGAGUCACAACUGUCCAUGACUGACAGCUCCUAUGGCUCGGUACCAGACCUGAACGAAGACAAGACUGAGACAUUGAGACACCACUUUACACCUUCACUACCAGUCCACCAGCCACCAAACAUAGAUUGUCAAACAUCCCCAGCAUACCUAGACUCUCAGAGGUCCCCGCAAUACUUUGCCAGCAUACUCGCCACUGCGGCUCUCCAGCUUAUGAGCAACUCGACGCAGAUCGAUAUCCCCAACUCGGAGGAGAACCGACAGCUUCAGCUGAGGAUAGCUCUCCACGCUGGUCCCUGCUCUGCCGGGGUCAUCGGUCUCCAGACUUCAGGAGGGAGCGACGGUUCUCAAAUACCUCACUACAAACUGUUUGGACUCUCUCUGAGUCACACUCGUAACCUUUGCCUGACAGGGCUGGCACUCCAGAUACGUGUGAGCAAGCCCUGUCAGGAGCUGCUGGCCUCGGCGGGACAGUUUCAGUUUGAGAGGUGUCCGGACUACACCAUGUGGUCAGCCAGAAGGCCCAUUGAGUCGUAUUGGCCUGGUGGGAGGGAGGGGAGGGAGCUGACACUGCCUAGUCUAGAGACUUGCCUACUCUUUACAUGAGUACGAUGACACCCACAUAUUAUUAGAGACACUGUUGAUGUAUGUGUCUUUUUGUAAUGUAGCUAGCGCACAUACACGUGUAAUGACUAUUAUGGCAAUGGCUUGUAUCACUGGUAAUGCUUGGUUAAUUGGCGGACUCAUAAAGUUCUAUUCGCAUGUCUAUGCAGAUGUCGUUUUGAGUCGUGCUGUAUGUAUAUGAAUAGCAAUGCACUUCUGGACUGUA
Messenger RNA from Geodia barretti, 1607 nucleotides. The record is from the annotation of a GenBank genome assembly. NCBI's taxonomy places the organism in Eukaryota, Metazoa, Porifera, Demospongiae, Tetractinellida, Geodiidae.